CCCGACAUUUGGAAAUGAGUGGCGAACAAAAAUUAAUGGCCUACAAGAGAGUUGGGCAAGCGGUUAAUAUGUCCGUUGAUCGUUUGGUAACAAUUGGAGAAAUAAUUGCUGAGGGUUUUCAGGAUAUUAAAGGUGAUAUGUUUGAGUGUUGCAAGGAUGCAAGAGAUACGGGGAAAUCGAUUGAACAACUUUGUAUAUCUGGCGAUUUAAUACACGACAGUGCUGGUGUACCCAAACCCUAUGUGGAUCAUACAGCCAUUGUGCUGGCAUCACGUUCAUUACUAACCUCCAUAACACGAGUCCUCUUACUGGUCGAUAUCAUUGUGGUCAAACAGCUGUUCAGCUUCAAAUAUAAGGAUAGCAAAUGUCCACAGAAUUUGGAAUGUGUUAUGAAUUUUACCAAAUUUGUACAAGCCUUCUCCGCGUUCGGUACAGAAAUGGUAGAGAUGACCUAUUUGACGGGUAGUAAUGCCAAUUGUGCCAAAGAGGAGCGACGACGUGCCGAAAUACUCUCAGCUCGUCAGGUGCUAGAGCAUUCGGUAAAAGUCUUGAUCACCUCCUCGAAGGUGUGUAUGGUCCACUAUAAUUGUGUAAUUGCCCGGGAGAAUCGCAACACCGUAUUUUGUCAAAUACGACGUGGUAUGGAUCACAUACAUUUCAUUAUCAAGGAUACUAUCAUCGAAUCGGAAUGGCAUUCUACGAAACAGCAACAGUAUUCCUAUUACAACAACGAUGACCGUGGCACCAUACAUGCCACCAUACAACAUUUUACCUAUCUGAUGCAGUGUUGCCGCUAUAAAACGAAUAAACAUGGUGGUGGCGUCGGUGAUCCCUACAUGAAUUCGAAAUUCAAUCACAACUCUUCGUAUCGCAAAAAGGCCUUGGAGCGACGAUGGGUUACAUCAGCUGCAACACAUGACAAUAAAACCAAAACGAAGCUAUACGAUGCCACAGGACUGCCGGAGGGCGAACGUCUGCUCAACGAAUGCUACGGCCUGGAUGAAUAUUCCUCCUCCUCCGCCUCGGGCAGUCCCAAAUAUAAGACGACAAUCAAUCAAUCCUGUGUUUGUGAAGAUCUCAUUGAAAAACUGCUAAUCUCAUUCGAUAGAAUCUUGGAGAACAUCCAUGAUUUUACCGACUCACCCUAUACCAGUCAUGAAAUGCGUGAAAGUAUUUUAAUCUACUGCGAUCACUGUACCCGUGAGCUGAAUAAAUAUCUACGCAUUGUGGUGAAACAAGGCGAUCAGCCAUAUGCCAAAGAUCCGUAUCAGGAUGAGUAUAUCGAUACGGUAUUGUCUGCCGUCAAAACGUUAUCCGAACAAUUGGUCACAUCGGCAGCCGAACAGUCGCGUGAUAUGUUUCACGCUCUGAAAAUGUCCACGGAAUUGGUGAACUCCCUUAAUGCCAUAAUAUCACAACAGAAUUUACCACAAUUCACCCAGAAAGUGAAUGAAUUUCACGAGCAUUGUGAUCAUAUUUUGGAUGUGUGUAAGCUGCUGCGUCACAUUGCCGUGCAGGAUGCUCUCAAGGAACAGGCUAGUCAUGUAUCGAUAAAUUUACGCAUCUAUGGACCUCAAGUUAUUCUAGCUGCCAAAAUAUUAACUAAAUUCCCCUUGAGUAAUGUGGCCAGUGAGAAUUUUGAUGCAUUUGUGGAAAUGUGGACAUGGUUAGUGUCCGAGGUGAAUGUGGUGGCUAAAAAGAUAUUGGAAUCGAUGGCGGUAAUAAGUGAACAAGAUUUAAACUCUGCCGCAUCAGUAUCGGAUAUUGCAAAACCAACAAAAACGGUUAAUUUCCCCAAAGAUUUACCCGAGCCGAGUAAGGAAUUAGAUUUGGAGGCCGAUGCUGUUAAACGCGAUUUACAACCUCGCUGGAAUGAAGAAUUAUGUGACAAUGACAUAAUUAAACGUGCGAAAAAUCUUUCAGCUAUGGCAUUUUUAAUGUAUCAAUUUACCAAGGGAAAUGGUUCACUGAAAACUACCCAGGAUUUGUUUACACAAGCUGAAUAUUUUGCUGAAGAAGCCAAUCGUCUAUAUAAAAUAUUAAGACAAUUUUCCUAUCAGGUCCCCGCAAGUCCACACAAAAAAGAUUUACUCAAUGUCCUAGAUCGUGUACCCACAUUUGUACAAACAUUACAGUUUACUGUCAAAGAUCAUACAGUGGGUCCAUCGGCCACAUAUGUUAAGGUGGAUCAUGUUAUCAGGGAAACGAAAAACCUCAUGUGUGUUAUCAAUAGUGUUGUGACAAAGUGCCUAGAAUGUGCUACAAAGUACAAUCUGGACUUUAAUAGUAUUACUGGGGGUCUAACAUCCUCAAUGCAUGGUGAUGACUUAGCUGCCGGUGCCAUGGAUUCAAAGGGUACAAGCAAUAGCAGUGACAUAACUGGGUGACAUUACGGUAUGGCCCGCAGAGCCAAAGGAGAUACAAGAAGAACGCGAGUCUCAUUUUUACUUUUUUGAUUAUUAUUC
Musca vetustissima is the source of this 2465-nucleotide messenger RNA. It is a transcript of the gene alpha-Catr, whose product is annotated as alpha-catulin. The coding region runs from base 15 to 2387 and encodes 790 amino acids. The record is from RefSeq and is a predicted model, not a curated record. Gene Ontology annotation, molecular function: cadherin binding; actin filament binding. The transcript is spliced from 6 exons. Lineage: Eukaryota; Metazoa; Arthropoda; Insecta; Diptera; Muscidae. Gene Ontology annotation, biological process: cell adhesion; Rho protein signal transduction.